This is a messenger RNA of Physella acuta, 2341 nucleotides long. Its product is annotated as myogenesis-regulating glycosidase-like. Gene Ontology annotation, molecular function: hydrolase activity, hydrolyzing O-glycosyl compounds. Gene Ontology annotation, biological process: carbohydrate metabolic process. NCBI's taxonomy places the organism in Eukaryota, Metazoa, Mollusca, Gastropoda, Physidae. The record is from RefSeq and is a predicted model, not a curated record.
ACCCCGUAGCUGGAAUGAACCAAUCAGAAAGAAAAUAAACAAUAUCACAGAAAGGUCGACGAUGGCGAAUGUAAACAAAAGAUAUUCCUAUCUUACGCCGAGAAGCGCCUUUGAUGCGGCAAAGAAGAUGGCAUCAAAAGCCCACCUGUUGAUCUCUCUCACAUGUCUGAUGCUGAUGAUUGGCAUUCUGUCUGGAGUCGGGGUCUACAUAUGGCAGAAGCACUUCAAGGACGAAGGAGGUGGACGCAGCGCUAUCGUUUUUGGCAAGAACGAGAACAUCCAGCUCGAGCUGACCAGAAGCGGGGUCGCCUUGAGCAUGAAAGGUGAUGUAGCAGACAAGCUGAGAGGUCAGCUGGCCAUAGGCAUGGACACGUCAGACGCGGUCAGCUGUCGUCAUGAAGGGAAGGGGGGAGAUGGUGGGCUUUGUAUGGAGUGGAAUUCGGGGUUGAAGCUCGAGAUUGUAUACAGAUUCAUCAGACUAGUGCGAUAUGAUGUGGACUAUGAAUGUAUGACCGUUACGUGGACGUCAACAGGAGACAAGCAAGAAACGCCUAAAGACUGCUAUGACAUGGCUGAUUUCUACUGGUACGGUGGCUUUGAGCAGUCCUAUCAGUUCUGGCCCAUGAACAAUCUAGAGAUGAAUUCGUCUCCAUUCAUCACUGGUGAUACGUAUGCCACGGAUGCUUACGGCGGUGUUAUAGAGGGCAUUUUCCUGUCGUCUGCUGGAGUUGGCAUCUAUGUGGACGAGUUGUCCCCCUUGUACCUCGGGGUCAACGAAAAAUCUUCGGAAAUGUUGUGUCUCAGAGGGAAAGUCGGCAGCGACACUCCAUUUUUCAGCAUCCCAAAACCGUUUUUAAAAUACGACGUCUGCCAGUCUCCAAACGUCCUUACGAUGUGGCAAGGCAUGUCCGAGUUAUAUUUUCCUAAGCCGCGAAGUGUCCCAUCGGUCGACCUAUUUCGCUCCCCCAUCUGGUGCACAUGGGCUACUUACAAGUCGGACAUCAACGAGUCAACGGUUCUAGACUUUGCGGAACAAAUUUCCGACCACGGAUUCAACAUCUCACAACUGGAGAUCGACGACGACUGGACCCCACAUUACGGAGACUUUAAUUUUAGCACCAGCAAAUUUCCUGAUGCAUCCGCCCUCAUUGCGAAACUGAAUGGAAUGGGAAUCCCUGUCACAGUUUGGAUGCACCCUUUUUUCAACAAUGACUCUGAUGCUUUCCGUGAACUUUCUGGGGAAGGUUUUCUUAUAAAAAAUUUGAAUUCGGACGAUCCUCAUUUGGUCAGUUGGUGGAAGGGGUCAUUUGCGGGAGUCUUGGACUUUACCAACCCGAAAGCUGUCAGCUGGUAUUUGGACAAAACUAAAUACUUAAAGGACAAAUACAACGUUGCGUCCUUCAAAUUCGAUGCCGGAGAAGUUCUUUGGAUUCCAGGAACCUACAGGCUCAGCCAGUCUCUGGCCACGCCCAACUACAUCACGAGACAAUACAGCACCUUGACAUUCAUGGCUGACGACCAAAGACGCCAGGAAUUGAGGGUGGGGUUUAGGAGUCAGGAGUCGAGUCUAAUGGUUCGCAUGCUGGACAGGGACAGCAACUGGAGCCACCGACUCGGCAUCAAAACACUGAUACCUUGUGCUCUGACCUUUGGGUUUAUGGGCUACCCAUUUGUUCUCCCGGACAUGAUUGGAGGCAACGCUUACGGAGGAUUUCCAGACGCGGAGCUGUUUAUCCGAUGGCUGCAAGCCACGACUUUUAUGCCCAUCCUGCAGUUCUCCAUCGUGCCGUGGAUGUACAACGACACGUACGUGGAUUUGGCUCGACAGUUGGUGAAGCUGCAUGAAGACUACGCUGACAAGAUCAUCGAACUAGCCGAGAAUGCGCGUAAGACAGGCGAACCGAUCAACAGACCGCUGUGGUGGUUAGAUCCAUACGACGAUCAGGCCCUGAGUACCGACACGGAGUUUCUUCUAGGGAGUGACGUCCUUGUGGCUCCGGUCCUUGACCAGGGGGCGGUGUCACGUGAUAUUUAUCUCCCCGUGGGACGGUGGAAGGACGAGACGACGGGCAAGUUGUACGAGGGCAGGCAGUGGCUGAAGGACUACCCCGCGCCUCUAAAUGUGUUGCCUUACUUCACACUGGUUAAAUAACAGACUUGCAGUAUGAUUAUGUUUACAAAAAAUCAUUCUGUUUUCUCCGUACCCCAGACCCCAUCCCAGACCGAAAAGAAAGACAUGUAGAUAAGUUUUACAUUAAAAAAAAAUUACUACACCUAUAUUACUUUAUUGAAUCUAUAUGUAUAAUAAAACAAAUAAAAAAAACCUUGGUCGCUCGUGAAA